Molecule: messenger RNA, 339 nt
Organism: Entrophospora candida
Lineage: Eukaryota; Fungi; Glomeromycota; Glomeromycetes; Entrophosporales; Entrophosporaceae
Source: the annotation of a GenBank genome assembly
GAACCUUUACACAAGAUAUUUAAUGAAAUGAUGAACAGUGAAAGUACUGCUUUUAAAACAUUGGUCAUGACUUCACCUGAUAAAUCUCAACCACAAGAAUGGAAUAAUUUGGAAAUGUUGAAACCUGAGGGCCCAAGUUAUAAUGGAAUCACCAACUCUAGAUCAAUGGCAAAAUUAGGUGCUAUGAUGGCAAAUGGUGGUAAAUCAUUACCAAUCAAAAACAAAAACAAUAAUAAAAGUAAAUUUUUAUUAAAAGAACCUGAUUUAAUGUCAUCAGAAACUUUUAAACUUUACACAAUAAUAGAAAUUUUUUUAAAAAGUCAUGAUAUAAAAGGGUAA